AUGGCGACCGCUCAAGCGCAAGCCGCGACAAAAACGCAUCUCACCCUCAAGGGCUCUACAGCGCUGGUGCACGAGUUUUUCAACUACUCCGUCCAGAGCAUACUCUAUCAGCGCAGCAUAUAUCCAUCGGACGACUUCAAAACCGUUAAGAAGUAUGGGCUUCAAAUGCUGGUGACGACGGAUGAUGGAUUGGUCGAGUAUCUCGAGAGUGCAAUGGGCCAGUUGAAGGUGUGGUUGGAGCGAGGGGAUGUGACGCGAUUGGUGGUUGUGAUCGUCGAGAAGGAAACCGGCGAGACGCGGGAGAGGUGGCAAUUCGACGUAGACGUCAUCAACACACCCGUAUCAGAAGGGAAAGAGGGCGAGGCAGAAGGAGCAAAGGCGGUCAAGAAGACCGACGCUCAAGUUCGCGCCGAAAUCGCUGCCAUCAUCAAACAGAUCACCGCAAGCUGCACGUUUUUGCCAGUGCUAGAGGAGCCCUGCGCAUUUCAGAUUCUAGCAUAUACGAAUCGCGACGCAGAAGCCCCCGCGGAAUGGAUCGAUUCAGAUGCACGGCUCAUCGCAGAGGGUCAGGCCGAACAGGUUCGACUCAGGAGCUUCUCAACGCAUGUUCAUCGGGUGGAUGCGAUGGUCGCGUAUAGACGGGAUGAGGAGGACGAGUGA
Messenger RNA from Kalmanozyma brasiliensis GHG001, 660 nucleotides. RefSeq names its product DNA-binding HORMA. Gene Ontology annotation, biological process: mitotic spindle assembly checkpoint signaling. Bases 1 to 660 code for a protein of 219 amino acids. Gene Ontology annotation, cellular component: kinetochore; nucleoplasm; cytoplasm. The transcript has a single exon. Lineage: Eukaryota; Fungi; Basidiomycota; Ustilaginomycetes; Ustilaginales. The record is from RefSeq and is a predicted model, not a curated record.